GCGACCGAAAAUGGCGGCGUCCGGCUUGCUCCGAUGCUUGUCUGCCAACUUCUCCGCGGCUCUGCCUUUGCUCGCCCGCCCGGCACCCGUGUCGCCAUCGCGGCUGGCGUCCGUAGCCUACUUUCAACGAACUUUUGCCACUUCCAGCCGACUUCUAGCAGCGCUCAAAUACACAGACAAGCACGAAUGGAUCCGAGUAGAAGAGGGUGGUGGGCUGGGCACUGUCGGCAUCAGCAAAUUUGCACAGGAGGCUCUGGGAGAUGUUGUUUAUUGUGGAUUGCCAGAGGUGGGCACACAGCUGGCCCAACAAGAUGAGUUUGGUGCACUGGAAAGCGUAAAGGCAGCAAGUGAGCUCUAUUCUCCACUGACGGGAGAGGUUGUAGAGGUCAAUACACUUCUGGCAGACAACCCUGGCCUGGUCAAUAAAUCCUGCUACAAAGAUGGUUGGCUGAUGAAGAUGACCAUUGCCAACCCUGUAGAGCUCGACUCCCUUAUGGAUGAAGCAGCGUACGAGAGGUACAUCCGCUCAAUCGAGGACUAACCUAGUAUUUCCCCAAGGCCUGCUAUGCUCCCCUUCUCUUUUCAGUCAUAACUGGCAGGGUGAUGCACAGGACGUGACUGUCUGUAUUGAUACUACACCCAGUUUCCACAAGUGGAGCUCCAGAAAAGUACUGACCUGCCAGUAUUAUAGAGCUAUGAAUGUUAGGUAUCCUGAAUCUACUGUUAGUGACUGAAUUUAAGGGACCUGUCAAUCUGUACUGAUGAAACAAUCCAGUGUUGAACCAGUGGGGCGUGUAUAUUGUUUUAUUUCUGACUUCAGACCCUCAAACCGAAGGGACGAAAGACUCAGCACGGGCAACAGCAGUGCGUAGGCAUUUCCAAGUGGGGGUCUAUUUGUAUUCUGGUUGAGAGUGGCAGACGUAGAGUUUAAGAAGCACACUGGUCUUGAUGUCAAUAAUAACAAGAUCUACACCGCAUGUGCUAAUGUGUCACUGUUGCAGUGGGACUUGUACAGGAGAAAAUAAACCUUUCCUCAUAUUUUUUUCUUUGUGGCUACUUAUUCUUCCGUUAUCCCUAAAGUAACACUUGCCUCUAUACUUAAGUGGAAAGUAUAAAUGUUAAAUGAACCCAUACGCUAGAGUAGAAUGUAGAGACUUAGUCCAUACAAGUGUUGCCUUGAUGCACUUGUUCAGGUUCUCUUGUAUUGCUCAACUGCAACAGGUGCUUCACAUUAUGCCCGGCCACCUUACCGUAUCAUGUAAACGGUCCCAUACAUAAUUUUGCAGUUAAUAUGGUAACAUAAAUACUUUGUAAUUCACUUUGGAUUAGUGUCCUUUCUCACCUGAUUAAAGUAAAUAAAUGCUAUUUAAAUA
This is a messenger RNA of Lampris incognitus (smalleye Pacific opah), 1373 nucleotides long. Its product is annotated as glycine cleavage system H protein, mitochondrial-like. Gene Ontology annotation, cellular component: cytoplasm; glycine cleavage complex; mitochondrion. The transcript is spliced from 5 exons. The coding region runs from base 11 to 541 and encodes 176 amino acids. Gene Ontology annotation, biological process: protein lipoylation; glycine decarboxylation via glycine cleavage system. The record is from RefSeq and is a predicted model, not a curated record. Lineage: Eukaryota; Metazoa; Chordata; Actinopteri; Lampriformes; Lampridae.